Molecule: messenger RNA, 1569 nt
Organism: Vicia villosa (hairy vetch)
Lineage: Eukaryota; Viridiplantae; Streptophyta; Magnoliopsida; Fabales; Fabaceae
Product: F-box/FBD/LRR-repeat protein At1g13570-like
Exons: 6
Coding region: 1-1569 (522 amino acids)
Molecular function (GO): protein binding
Source: RefSeq, a predicted model, not a curated record
AUGGCUCUAUCUUUUUGGCUGCUUGUUGGUGGUUGUGGCGCACUAGGAAUAAAAAGUUUUGCGAAUGAAGUGAUAUCUUCCUAUACUUUGAAACUCAUCACGUUGAAUUAUGCAAAUCUGUUAGCUAAAUGUUUUCUCAAGCAUAAUAUGUCUCAUUCAACGAAAACGAUCAUGUCGAAUGCACAUAAAAGUAAUAUUGGUUAUUUUAAUAUCCUUCACGUUGAGUUGAUGGCGCUAUAUAAUGUUAUGACUCAACCCAAGAAUGCCAAUUAUGGUGACGACAUUGAUAGAAUUAGUGAAUUACCUGAUAAUGCAAUUGAUUGCAUCCUCGAACGCUUGAAUGUCCGAGACUUAGUUAGGACCAGUAUUUUGUCCAGAAAGUGGAGGUAUGCGUGGAUUUCAGUCCCACUACUUGAGUUUCUAGGAGACUUUGUUGGUAGAUGCAAGGAUCUCGAUAACCCUGGUCAUAUGGCUUCUAGAAUCAUCACAGAAGUUCUUCUCCUCCACAAUGCGCCGAUAAAUACAUUUAUUCUUGAACUCCCCUCCAACUUCAAGAUCGUAUAUGAACACCUCAAUAAAUGGAUUCUGGUUUUGUCGAGGAACCAUGUUAAAUACAUUGAGCUUGUGAACCACGUUAAUUCCAUGGAUCUUGUGGACAUUGUGAACCAUGGGGUUAAGCCUAUUCUCAAUCGAAUUCCAUAUCAUCUCUUCUCUUGUCAGGAGCUGACUUACUUAAAAUUGAGCGGAUUUAACUUGACAAUUCGGCUUAAUUUCAUCGGCUUUAAAAGUUUGCUGCACCUUCACUUAGAAUCUAUUACAUUCGAGUUCGAUGCACUUCAUAGUCUUGUUUCGGGUUGCCCGCUACUUGAGAAGCUUUGCAUUUUAAAUUACUCUGGCUGUGAAUGUUUUAGUUUCUCCGCGCCUGCUCUCAAGGUCUUAAACAUUGACUCUCACAAUGCUGUCAAAUCAAUUUGUUUGGAGAAAACAACAAAUAUAAUUGAUUUUACACUUUUAGUUUUUCGGGAAAACGAAUCUUGUUUAAUAAAUUCUUUUCCAAAAGUUCAGAGGCUUACUCUCGGAUUAGGUUACAAGAUGCCGUAUGCAGAUAUCAUUCCUCCAACACAGCUGAAAAACUUAAGGUUUCUGGAUAUCUUUGACAUGAAUUUAAAUAAAAGAGAAGAACUUUUGUAUCUUGUUAGAGUACUCAAAAGUGCUUCUAACCUUGUGGAACUUGUUCUACAGAGUUGUUACUACUAUAAUGAAGAGCCUGACCAAGCAGAGGAGUUAGAAUGUAAUGGUUGUUGCUUUAGUCAACUUAAGACGGUGAAGAUCAAAGUUGGAACCAGCUUUAAACAUGAAAUGAGUUUGAUACGAUUCAUACUUGCAAACUCCCCGUCGUUAAAGACUCUUACUUUUGACAUUGUUGUGAGUAGUUGGAAUUUGGCUUUAUUGAAGUUCUUUUUAGUUGGUGAUGAAAUUUCAAAUUGGUGUUGGCUUUGUAAAAAAAUAAUGCCUCCAAGACUUGAUUCGGCUACUACUGGUGGACUAUACCAAUCACCAUAUGAAUAA